Messenger RNA from Aureococcus anophagefferens, 534 nucleotides. RefSeq lists its product as hypothetical. NCBI's taxonomy places the organism in Eukaryota, Pelagophyceae, Pelagomonadales, Pelagomonadaceae. Gene Ontology annotation, molecular function: RNA methyltransferase activity; RNA binding. Gene Ontology annotation, biological process: RNA processing. The record is from RefSeq and is a predicted model, not a curated record. The annotation marks the transcript as partial. The transcript has a single exon.
GAGCACUUCCGGAACACGGACCUGGCGGCGCAGGGGCGGAAGGCGCGGGGCGAGGCGCCCCACCGCAUCCACGUCGUGCUCGACAACGUGCGCUCCGCGGAGAACGUGGGCUCCAUCUUCCGCAGCGCCGACUGCGGCCGGUGCCUCGAGGUCGUGACGUGCGGCUUCACGCCGAAUCCCCUGUCGACGGCCAAGCUCGCGAAGACGGCCUUCGGCGCGGAGGCCGCCGUGGCGCACCGCCACUUCGAGUCGACGAAGGCGGCCGUCGAGGAGUUGAAGGCCGCGGGGGUCUCCGUGUGGGCGCUCGAGACCGUCGACGGCGCGGCGCCCUACGCGGCGGCGCCGCUGCCGCCCGGCGCCUUCGACGGGCCGGGCGUCGCCCUCGUCCUGGGCAACGAGGUCACGGGCGUCGACGGCGCCGUGCUGCCCCUCGUCGACGCCGUCGUCGAGAUCCCGACCUUCGGCACGAAGAACUCCAUGAACGUCGCCUGCGCGGCGACGACGGUCAUCUUCGACGUCCUCCGCCGCUGGCGC